Phragmites australis (common reed) is the source of this 522-nucleotide messenger RNA. RefSeq names its product H/ACA ribonucleoprotein complex subunit 3-like protein. The transcript has 4 exons. Gene Ontology annotation, molecular function: telomerase RNA binding; box H/ACA snoRNA binding. The coding region runs from base 131 to 325 and encodes 64 amino acids. Gene Ontology annotation, cellular component: box H/ACA snoRNP complex; box H/ACA telomerase RNP complex. The record is from RefSeq and is a predicted model, not a curated record. Gene Ontology annotation, biological process: rRNA pseudouridine synthesis; snRNA pseudouridine synthesis; ribosome biogenesis. Lineage: Eukaryota; Viridiplantae; Streptophyta; Magnoliopsida; Poales; Poaceae.
CCCCUGGGGAACCCUCUGAUACCCUCGUCCCCCAUAAACCCUAGCCGCCAAGUACCGUAGUGCUUCCCUCCCGCCUCCACUCCGCGCCUCCGCCGAACCUACAGGGCUGAUCCCUGCACGUCGAUCCAAGAUGUAUCUCCAGUGCUACAUCAACGAGAAGGGGGACAAGGUUUACACCACCAAGAAGGAGUCGCCUCUCGGGGUGCCGACGCAGUCUGCUCACCCGGCUCGCUUCUCUCCGGAUGACAAGUACUCUCGCCAGCGGUACCUCUUGAAGAAGAGAUUUGGACUGCUUCCAACGCAAAAGCCAGCACCGAAGUAUUGAAGUUUCAACUCUGCCCAACCAUGUAUCUUCAGGAGAGAACCGUCUAUUCACUGUUUGUUGGUUGGAAUGUAGAUUACCUAUCUGAGAACCAGCUAUUUCAGUAGCACGGUCAAACACAGGAUGUAAUCCUAUGCUAUUAACUGAUCAUGCUGUUUACUAUUAUGUACUCAGUAUGUGACCAAAUCAUUGAGCCUUCA